AAGGAAAAGAGUCUCGCUCCGUGUGGGAGAGGAGCCCUGAAAUUGGAGCUGCGGUUCAAAACCAAGGGGGCUUCGGGCUUUCCCCCUGUUUCCAUCCUCACAGAUAAGACGCACGGCCCCUUUGUGUGAUCGGAAGGAAGAGAAGGCUGCAUACAAACAUGUUCAAGUGGGAGACACUUAAUAGAUACAAAAGGAGAACUGAACCAUGACAGCAACAACAUUGUUCUCCUGCAGUAUAACAGUAUUUCUUUAUUCAAUCAAGGCAGGCUUCUCACUACCCUGUUCUGCUGGACAUGCCCACCUGGUCUGCUUCCAGUCAAGACACAGAGCUGAGUGCAUGGCCUCCCCCUCCACCCCUGCUCCCCAGGGAGCAGAACAGACUCUGAAACUCUUCAGGUCCAAGCAAAAUGCAGUUUGGGGCCCAGCUUCCUGGGAUACCACUCCCAAAAUGGGAUCAGACCUCCAAAUGAAUUAUUUAGAGGAAUGCAAAGUCUACGAUGUGUUUCUGAACCAAAAUUUUGUUCAUGAAGGACAGCCUCUUGCUGUCAACUGUUCAGUACAUAGAACACCGAAGCUUGAAAAUAUAGACUACAAUGUGACAUGGUUCAAAUCUGGUAGCCAAACAUCUGUGGCUAAAGAUAAACAUUCCAGAAUUCACCAGCAAAAUAACUUAAUUUGGUUUCUACCUGCAACUUUAGAAGAUUCAGGAUCCUAUGAAUGUGUCAUAAGGAAUUUAACAAGCUGCAGAAAAAUAUAUAUGAAGUUAACGGUUUUCAAGAAUAUUUAUGGUUUAUGCUUUAAUGAAAAAUUUACCAUUGGGGAGGAGAUACUAACAUCAUCAAAUGCUAAGGUUGUGUGCCCUCAUUUGGAAUAUUUCAGAGACGAGGAGAAUACUUUGCCCAUUCAGUGGUAUAAGGACUGUAAGCUGCUUGAAGAGGAAAGGUUUGUCUCUUUCAGUGAUUACCUUGUGAUUAAAAAUGCAACUCUACAUGACAAAGGAAACUACACGUGCAGAACAUCAUAUAGUUACAAUGGAAAACAAUAUAACAUUUCGCGAGACAUUAGUCUAACUGUGACAGUGAGUCCAUCGAACACACCACCAGAAAUAUUUUACCCAAGAAACAAUUCCAUUGAAGUAGAACUUGGCUCACGUGUCAUAGUGGACUGCAAUGUAACAGGCACUGAAACGUUUCAGGUGUACUGGACAGUCAACAACACGUACAUUGAUAAAUAUUUUAAGGAUAGAGUUUUUGAAGAGGAAGAUUAUGAAGGAACAACUUCCUAUGAAGGACACCCUCUGGCUACGGUGAGGCUCAACAUUUCAGAAGUGAAUAGUGAAGAUUAUGAACGUCACUUUGUCUGCCAUGCUUUCAAUUCCUUUGGCCAAGCUGCAGCAUAUAUUGUAUUACAACACAGAGUUACAGAUUUUCAGAGAUCACUGACUGGAGGACUCAUUGCAUUGCUGCUUUUAACAUGUAUUACUUUAUUGAUCUUCAAGCUUUUCAAGAUUGACAUUGUGCUUUGGUAUAGAAGUUCUUGCUGUCCUUUUGGAAAGAAAAAAGAUGGGAAGAUCUUUGAUGCCUACGUCAUGUACCCAAUAGCCAGUGGGGUGAGAGGCAUCUACGCCUUGGACAACUUUGUUCUGAGAAUACUGCCUGAGAUCUUAGAGAGACAGUGUGGAUAUAAUCUUUUUAUACUUGGAAGGGAUGAUUUACCAGGGGAAGCUGUGGCCAAUGUUAUUGAUGAAACGAUCAAACAAAGCAGAAGAGUGAUAAUCAUUUUAGAAUCAGAAGUAGCCAGUUACAAUGUGAUAGAAGAUACCUUUGAACAGCAACUAGUGCUGUAUAAUGCUCUUAUCCGGGAUGAAGUAAAAGUUAUUCUGAUUGAACUGGAUAAAAUACAGAACUACACGAACUUACCAGAAUCCAUCAGAUAUAUUCGGCAAAAGCAUGGGGCCAUCAGAUGGAAAGGGGACUUCACAGAACCAUCUGUUUCAGCAAAUACAAAAUUCUGGAAAAAGGUACAGUAAAACUCCAAUAGUCCGGCACCCAAUUGUCCGGCACCAAAAUGGCAAGUGCUCCUGAUGGAACCAGGACAGA
This is a messenger RNA of Pelodiscus sinensis (Chinese soft-shelled turtle), 2099 nucleotides long. Lineage: Eukaryota; Metazoa; Chordata; Testudines; Trionychidae. The record is from RefSeq and is a predicted model, not a curated record.